CGGUAUGAAAACAAGUGUUAGAAACGUCAGUGCAUGAAUCAGCGGCAACUUACAUUAUCGUGCUGGAAUAAACGCGACUUUCUGGAUUAUUAAUGCUUGUCUGUGAGAGCUGAAGUGCUUUAUUCAGGUUAAAGUUUCAAUAAAUCAUCUUCCGUUGACAUUGAAGGCUCUAUUAAGAAGAUGAGGGAUUUAAUGUGUCUGUUUGUAUUGAUCAUCUGCACGACGGUCCGAGCGCGGUGUCCUAAGGUGUGUAAGUGUCCGGCGGAGCGGCCCGUGUGCCCGCCAGGCGUCAGUGCGGUGCCCGACGGCUGCGGCUGCUGUAAGGUGUGUGCCGCCCAGCUGAACGACGACUGCCAUGAGAACAAACCCUGUGACCAUCACAAGGGCCUGGAGUGUAACUAUGGCAACGAUGUGGCCAGCAUCCAUGGGAUCUGCCGGGCCAAACUGGAAGGCCGCUCCUGCGAAUACAAUGGGCGCAUGUAUCAGAAUGGAGAAAACUUCCGCGCGGGCUGCAAACACCAAUGCACCUGUAUUGAUGGGGCGGUGGGCUGCGUGCCCCUUUGUCCCUCUGAUAUUCCUCUGGAAACAGCAUCCUGUCCCUCACCUCGACUGGUCAAGAUCCCUGGCCAGUGCUGCCUCAGCGUGGACUGUCACGGCGAGUCCUCCGUCCUACCGCCAGUGUUUAGACGGCCGCAGCCGCCUCCGUAUCUGUUCCCUGACCUGCACACCUACAAGAAACCCCGACCAAAGCCGUACCCCUACAAGCCCAAAGACUCCCUGAGCAAUGAACUCAUAGAGGUGGAGAAAAAGUGGGACAAACCGCGGAGUCGAAAGCAUUUGCCAGCAUGGAAGAAAGCCGGACGGCAAUGUGUUGCGCAGACGACAAGCUGGACACCUUGUUCACGCAGCUGCGGGAUGGGCGUUUCAUCUCGGGUCACCAAUGAGAACACGCAGUGCAAGCUGCUGAAGGAAACCAGACUCUGCAACAUUCGUCCCUGUAGUUCUGUGGCUGUGCCUAUAAAGAAGGGGAGGAAGUGUUCUCGUACGCAGAAGUCUCCCGAGCCUCUGCGUCUGCACUACGCCGGCUGCCGCAGCACACGCCUCUAUCGGCCCAACUACUGCGGGACGUGUCUGGAUGGGCGAUGCUGCUCGCCCCGCCGCACACGGACGGUCCCCGUGCUCUUCACCUGCCCCGACGGAGAGCUCUUCGAGAGGGCCGUCAUGUUUGUGCAGUCCUGCAAGUGCAACGAUGAAUGUGGCCACCUGAACGAAGCGGUGCUCCCGCCCCAACGCUGGCUGUAUGGCGACAUGCACAAGUUUGUUGAUUAACAUCUCAUUUAUCCAAAGACCUGACCCCAUGUCUUUCCCCAAACCAAUAGAGUAGCGGUUUCAAAGUGUAACCCUGAGUAAACGCUAGGCCGAGGCCUUAUUAUAAUGCAAAUCCAUGAGGAAAAAGGGCAAUUUUGGGUUUCCAAUCCCUUGUGCCAUGACCCUUAGAGUAGAUGUGCUUACCGCAAGGACCCAAGAUGGGGUGAAUCCCAGUUGUGAAUAUAUACAAUGGAUUUUCUGAUUGACUAGUCCUUACCAAGAACAGUGAUGCAUUCUGGGGCACCUGCACAAUCUAAGUAAGAAAACAAACUGCCUCAGCAGGACACUGAUUAGACGCUUAAAUGUGGUGGCACAGACUCCCAGCUUCACAAGGGCUGGUCUUUACUUCUUUUGUAGUGAUUGCUUUGCCUUGAUGUUCAAAGAACAGCCGGAAAAUAUGAGGACAACUCACCAGGAAGUCGUUUUAAGCUACCCAGGGUUGUCUCAGCUGCUUGUGGACUCAGUGCUGAGCUUGAUGGCUUGGUGAGCCCAUGUCUCCGUCAACUCACCGAGGGAUAUUUGCCAAGUGCCGCAGCUCCCUGGCGUCAAAACGUCGGCUCCUCAGCUCCCAGCUAAUUACAAUCCUCGUCUUUGGGGGCAGAAGGAAACCCAGUAACCCUUUGGUUUGCAAUAAAAAUAUGUUUAAAACACCAGCAUCUGAUGUCAACAUGUAAUUUUAAAGUAAUGGGUGGGAUGGUUCUUUCAAACGCUGGUCUGUAAUCUACCAAGUGAUGGCAGAGCCUCGUGCAAACGGCACUGGUGUCUGUGUGUUUUAUAAUGCAGCAGUCUCUAUUUCUGCCUGGCACUGGUGCAUGAACUGACGGAGGUCGCGUCGCACCAUCUGCCCUGAAGAAUGAGAGUUUGAACAACAAGAAACCCAACACUUUGAAAGGGAGAAGCCAUGUUGUGACUGAAUAAUUAUGCUAUUUUUAGUUACAUUUCGUUUGAAUUCCCAAUCUAAAAACAAAAAAAUUUCAACAUUUUAGGUGCCAUGUUCUUGAUAAAAGCAUUUUUAUUUAUUUUUGUUGGUGGGGUGAGAAAUUACGUUGCGGAAAGGUGUUGACUGAAUAAACUGCCAAUUACAUGCUGCAUGCAAACUUGAUGGAAAAUUAGCAGCUUUCGGUUGUUUCGUGUUACGCGAACUUUACUAUGGGUUUAUAGUUUAUAUAGUAAGAUUUUUUUAUUACAUUUUGUCAUGCAUGGCACUUUGUUAAGUAACACAGGAAAUUAAAUACUCCAGUAGCUUCUAGGCAUUUAAUUCCUGUCUGGCGCGAAAAGAGCGGCGAUCUUCUGGUCCCAAAUGUGUGUCUGUGGGGUUUUCUUCAUCUGUUUUAUAGGACGGCAGGUGAACAUUGUAAGACUUUGAAGCAUUAUUACUGCCACCAAUAUGAUUUAAUCAUAGCUGAUAUUUGUAAGCGUUUAUUAGUAACAUUUUUGUACAACCAUAUAAACAAGUCUGGAGUGGAUUAUAUCAGGAAAUGCCAAUGAGCAGCCAACAUGUGACACUUCGAGACAGUGGAAAAUAUUUACUUGGAUUCGGGUCUGGUCUGAAAUUAUCUUGUAUUACAAGUUCAUCUCAUUUGUUUUUCCUCUUCAGACAGAGGACAACCACUCACCAUCCAUGAAAUAAACUGGUUUGUAAAAACGGCUCAAUGCAGGGGUUAUCAUUUGUUUUGUUUUUUAAAGGUAUAUGAUGCUGGUAAAAAUAACAUUUUGUCUAUUUGAUGUAAAUCAAUACGUUUAUGCAGUUCAAAAAACAUUUUCUAUAUGAUCUACAUUACUGUUUCUCCUCUAUAUCCUGCCUUUCAGAAACGCAUGCAUUUUUACAAAACUCAUCGUUCUGAAAAAGCGAGGUGUGCUCUGAUUGGCCAGCUAUCCAAUGCACUGUGUUGUGCCGAUUUCUGUACCCAUGCCAGAUUAUGCACCCUCUUCCAUUUCCUAAUCCCAACCCCAUAUCUAAAUCCUGUUUUACUUUUUGCACCCCCGACUUAUGUCUUUUACGCAUUGCGUAUCACGCGUGUAAAAAUAAAAAUAUAUAGCCAUGUUUGCAUUUGUGAUGGGAGAAACAACAAGUCUCUUCUAAACUGAAUUGUAUGCUUCGUAAACUGUUGGUUCAGGAAACGGUCCUCAAUCUCAAUAAAAUGCGCAGCACACAUCUGAA
This is a messenger RNA of Carassius auratus (goldfish), 3529 nucleotides long. RefSeq names its product protein CYR61-like. The record is from RefSeq and is a predicted model, not a curated record. The transcript is spliced from 5 exons. Gene Ontology annotation, biological process: signal transduction; positive regulation of cell differentiation; cell adhesion. Gene Ontology annotation, molecular function: heparin binding; integrin binding. Gene Ontology annotation, cellular component: extracellular region. Lineage: Eukaryota; Metazoa; Chordata; Actinopteri; Cypriniformes; Cyprinidae. The coding region runs from base 181 to 1329 and encodes 382 amino acids.